Lactuca saligna is the source of this 681-nucleotide messenger RNA. Lineage: Eukaryota; Viridiplantae; Streptophyta; Magnoliopsida; Asterales; Asteraceae. The record is from the annotation of a GenBank genome assembly.
AUGGAGGAAAAUCAAGCUUUUUCCAAAAGUCAAUAUGCAAACGAGUUAGGUUUCUCCGAUUUCAUCAAAUAUGUUGAGAAGCUUAUCGAUUUUCAAUGCAAGCAUGUGUAUUAUUGUAUACCUGAAGUGAGAUUGAGUGAGGGGCUCCAAACACUACAAAAUGAAUGUGACUACUCUAAGUUUCUUGAGGUUUCAAAUGCUAACAGACAUGUGGAUGUGUAUAUUGACCAUGAUAAUGAACCGUUAUUUGAGUGGAUUCAGAAAGAAGAACCAGACGAUGAAGACCUUGUGUAUUCAGAAGAAGAUGUCGACUCUAUUUUGGCAUAUGAUGAGAACUGUAAACAUGAAGAGGAUGAAUAUGUUACAUCAAGCAAAAUAAUCUUCAAAAGAACCUAUAAUGAUAAGUUUUUGAACAAGUUAUGUCCAGUAGUUAUUGAAGAUGAAGAUGAAAAAGGCAAUCAACUUUCAGUUGUCUACCCUAGGCAUGAUGCUACUCAGGAAUGGAGGAAGAUGAAGCUUGAACUAGGUAUGAGAUUCUCUUCUCCUGCUGAACUUAAGUCAUCUCUCAGUAACUAUGCAGUUGCACAUGGAUAUGACUUGUAUUAUGAGAAGAAUGACAAGGAUAGGUUGCUUGUAAAGUGUUGUAAAGGAAAACGACCACAAUGCCCUUUUAGACUAUAG